Molecule: messenger RNA, 5029 nt
Organism: Tetrahymena thermophila SB210
Lineage: Eukaryota; Ciliophora; Oligohymenophorea; Hymenostomatida; Tetrahymenidae
Product: two component regulator propeller family protein
Exons: 5
Cellular component (GO): membrane
Molecular function (GO): calcium ion binding
Source: RefSeq, a predicted model, not a curated record
GCACUAAAUAGAAUUCGUAUACAUAAAGUUCUUUCAAAUCUAUUUAAUCAAAUAUAAAACAAAUAUGUCUUAUUUUUAAAUAGCUGCAAUCCUAAGCAAUAUCAUAUUUUUUGUAAGUACAUAGGGGUUAUUUUAAUCUUAAUAAUAAAGUAUAUUUUAAGCGUUACCUAAAUAAGUGAUAAAUAUUAAUGAAAAUUAGCCUGCAGUACCAACUCAAAUGCUUAUAAUAGAAGAUUCACAACUAAUUAUAUUUAUCAGUAAAGAAAACUAUAUUGGGCUUUUUGAUGAGAAGAAAGAUAAGAUGAAAGUCAUUAACACUUCUGAAUAAGUUUAGUCAAUCUUGAUAUUUGAUAAUUAGUAAUAUUUAUUAGCAGCAAUGAUCACAUAUACAUCAAUUUAUCAAAUUCAGUUAGAUAAAAAUAAUGAUUACUUUCUUGCUGAAAGGUAGACAUUAAGUUUAGAUCUUAAAGUAAUUUGCAUGCUAUACCUUCCUAUUGCAAAUGAUAUCUUUAUUUUAAGCUAACAUGGAGUAGUAACGAUAUAUUAGAAUUUAGGAAAUGGUAAUAUAUAAAAAAAAAAUAAAUUCUAAUAUGAUAAAUUGAGUUUUUUAUAUGCAUAAGUAACUCAAGAUGAGAGAUUUAUGUUUUGUAGUUUAUCACUAAAAGAUAUAGUUAUAUUUUAAAUAGAAAAGAAUGUCAAAACUGAUGGCAUUGUAGAAAUUUCAAAUCUAACCUAUUUAAUUAGUAUUUAUAGUGACUAUUGGAUUGUUUAGCUCAUUUUUCUCAACAAUUUUAUAUAUUACAUUGAUUCAUGGUAAGGUCUCUAUUUUGCAGAUUUAUUACCUUUUUUUUAGAAUCCCCAGUCUGUUAAAAAUAUUAAACCUACUAAAUUCGGAUUAGGAAGUAUCAAUUUAAGCCCAACUACUUAUUGUAUGGUUAUUUCGAGUGAUUAAAAAUAUCUUUACUUAGGUGUAAGAUCGUAGGGUAUUUUAAUUUAUGACAUUUCAAACAUUUCAAAUCCUAUUUGGUAUUAUUAGCUCUUUGCUUAAGGUCAAGCUUAUUGUUUAAUCAUUUCCAAUAAAGGAUAAGCUCUUUAUUACUCUAAUUCUAAUGGUUUGUAUCAAUACCAAUAAACUGAGUAAUCUUUCACAAAUAAAACACCAAAUAUGUAUAAUUCUCAUAAGUCAAAAAGUUUGUUUGAAGGACCUCCAUUUUACAAAUGGAGAUGCUAAAUAUUACAAAAGUCAAAUGCUUUAUUUGUUUCUUUUGAUGUAGACUAUAUUUAGAGAUUCUAAAUUAUUAAAAAUAACCAACUAAAAGGAGAUAUUAAUUUAUAAAAGAUAGACAUUCUUCCAUACGCAAAAGACGCGACAACUUCUACACCUUAUAUUGAAAAUGUAUGCAUUGAUAAAAAUGAAGAUUAUUUGUACAUUCCUGUAACUGAUUAAACUAACAUUAUUUUGAAAUAUUAAAUUCCAAGUUCUAUUAAUUCAUCUGCCCCUUUGUAAUACAAACAGUCUUUACAAUACAGUAAUGUUUAGUAUGCUGAAUCCUUAAAAUUAAGCUAAGAUAAUAGAUAUAUGGUAGUAGCUUAUUCAGUAGGAGUGAUGAUCGUAGAUAUUGAAAAGUUUGAAGUGCUCUCUCUUUUAAGUAUUUAAGAUAUGUAAAUUAAUUGCUAUGGAGCAGAAUUUACUAGAGAUACAAAUUAUAUAUUUGCUACUGCUAGAAACAUAGGGGUAUGGAUUAUAAAUGCUAAGGAUAAAUAAAAUCCAUUUGUUAUUUAAGCACUAAAAACAAAAGCUGCAGAAACUGUAAAAACUUCUAACUUAUAUGAUAUAAUGUAUUGCUUAGAUGGAUUUAAUGGAUUACUUAUAUUUGAUACUUCAGCUCUUCCUAACGUUGUAAUACUAAGUAAUCUUAAAUUAUAAGGCUGGGUUAAUCAUAUUACUUUAUUGAGUGAUGAAAAUUUUGGGAUAAUAUCAACUAUGGAUGCAGGAAUGCUAUCUCUCGUUAAUUUAAAAGAUAAAAGUAAUCCAAUUCUAGUAUCUUCAUAUUAGAUAGGUUAAUAAAAUUCCUAAUCUACUUGCGUCGACCCCAGCAUGUAAUACUUACUUAUAUUGAAUUCAUAAGGUAUCAGAUAUUUUCCUCUUGACAGUGAUGUUCUUAUUCAUCAUGAGUUCUCAAUUAAAUAGUUUGACUAAAAUUCUAAAGGAAGGGUAGUUUUAAGCUAAGAAGAUUUCUUGCUGGUUGGAUAGACAUAUGAACUUAGAUUAAUCCCACUAUACCAAUAACCAAAUUAAUUAAUAAAUAAUAUAUUUAUAUAUUAAAACGAACAAAAGUAAGCUUUACCUAGUUGGAUUAAUUAAAUAAACAAACUUUAUUUAGAAAUGACUAUCCCAAAAGAAGCUGUUAGUAUUUCAAAUCAUUCUAUUAUUACUUUGCUUGUCCAAACCCAGUUUUCUUUGAAUAAUUCUUCUUUUAUUUAAAAUUUAACAUCUUUUGUAGUAUCUCCUAGUCUUAGUAGUAAGAUUUACUAGUAUUUAAAAACUUGCGGUUUCAUUAAUAGCUAAGAUUUAGUAACGGAUUUGUAUAAUCCAGAAGUCACACUUAAUUUUAAUGAUUUCGGAAAUGAUUUAACUGACCCUAAUUAGUAAAUUCAAGUACUAAAAAUGGCAAGAAAUAUUCUAUAAAAUAGUAUAGAUUAUAGUCCUAUUUAAUUUAAAGUUUAGAGCUCUCUAAAUUAUAUUUUAGAUUAAAAAAAGAAUUCCUUCUAAGUCCAUUCAUUUUCUAACUAAUUGAGCAUUUAAUUUUCAUUCAGCGCUGCUUCAUCUUUAAUUUUUGUUUAAAAAGAGUAUCCGAAUGUUAUUUCUUAUCGUGAUGAUUAAAAUACCACUUUGAAUAUUUAAUCAUCAUCUGUUGAGAGUAUUAACAAUAUUUUAAGAGGCAUUAUUUUAUAUCAUAUAAUUCAAAGUUAAAAUAAUGAUAAUAUUAAUAAUCAGUAUUAAGUUAAUUUACUUAUUUAAGAUGGUAUAAAUUCUAAUAUUAAUGAAUUACAAUCUUAAAUUGAAAAAAUAUCUAAUGAUAGCACAUUUGCUAUAGAAUCCACAUUUAUUAUUUAAUUUGAUCGCAAUACCUUCAUAGAUCCUGAUGGAAUCCCUCUUUCUUACUCAUUAUUAAUAUAUAUAAAUAAUAAUUAUUCAUCUAUUCAUUCUGAAUAUUUUUUGAAGUUUGAUGAAUAAAAUCUGAGAAUGACAGGUACUCCAUAAGCAUCUAAUCUCUUCGAAAUAAUACACCUUAGAUUAGUUGUUUCAAAUGGUUACAACUAAUUAUCAUCAGACUUUUACAUCAAAAUUUAUAAUAUUUCUUUCACCUACUUAUUAAAUUUAUUGCUAAAAUAUAUUGGACCAGUUGCAUUUAUUUUAGGAAUUUAUAGAAAAAAGAUUACUUUAAUUGAAAAUGAGCUGGUUGUGGCAUAGGCGUUUUUGAAAGAAUUUUAGAGCAAAAAUAUAUUCAAAAAGCAGACAAUUUAAAUACAAAAAGAUUUCUUUGGAAAUUAAUGCAAUAUUAUUUCGUUAGAAUAGAUUGAUCCAGAGAAUUCUAAAUUUAGGCCUUCUUUUUUUAGUAACAGUUAGUUAUUUAAUUCAUAAAUAGAAUUAAAUUCUACAUAAAAAGAUAAAAAAAACCUAAGUGAACAUGAAAAAAAAAGAAUUUAAACUGUAAAGAAUAGUCUAUAGAAGGCUAAAAUAAAUAAUUUUUAUGAUUAAGAUUAAAUAUUUAAUCUGUGCUACUCUCACCCUCAAAUAGUUAAUAAUCUCCUUUCAUCAACAAGCUUAACCGAUAAUUUACAAUAUUAUAAUCAAAUUAAAUUAUUUAACAUCAAGAUAAGUGCUGAUAAAUUAUUUUCUAAUAUGAUUUAGAAUGACUUAAAAAUAAUGUAUGAAAGAAAUUACUUGAGAAUAGCUGAUUAUACGAUAGAAUACUACAAUAAUCAUAGCAGAUUUAAUUAUUGUUUAAAUGCUUAGGUGGUAGAUUAUCUUCUUUAACUAGACAUAAGAACAAAUAUUGUUUACUCUUACUUAAAGGAAUACUCAAAAAAAUAAAAGAAUGUAACAGAAAAUGAUUGGUACAAAGCUUUCGUUCAAAUUGAAUCAUCAGAUGAAAUAGAUUGUACUGGAACUUUAAUACCUUUUUCAAAUGUUAGUGUAAAUGAAAGUAGUAUCUUGAACUGCUUGAGCAAUCUUGAUUUAUAUAUUAGUGUGGACUAACCGUUUGACGAAAUUUGGUUGCAUGGUAUAAGCCCAGUUCUCCUUAAAUAAGCCCUUAUAUUUGAGUCUCUUGGAUUAUUAAAUAACAAUUCAAAUAACAGCAUCAUUAAUAAGUCAAAAGGUGAGUCAAUUUUCAUUCUUCAACAUCAAAUAUUAUCUGUUGAAGCAUUUUAAUUGAAGAAAUAGAAUAAAUUAAAUUUCUUUUAAAAAAUGCUAAACUUAAACUAUGAAAGAAUACCUAUUUCUAAAUACUAAUAUUUACCUAACUGGAUUUAACUUGAUUGCAAGAGUGGGAUUAUAAUUCUAGAAGGAAUCCCUACUUCUUCAGAUCAUGAAGAAAUCUUGAUUAGAAUUUAUAAUCUUAAAAACUAUAUAAUCAGGUAAUUUAACCUUAAAAUCCUUAGCGAGCAGCCUUAAGAACUGAAGAUAGGAUAAAAUAUUCCAUUAUUUUAAACUUAAAAUAAGACAGAAAUUACAAAAGAAACUCCUAUUAUACAAGGUAAGUUUUCCAUGCCUAAUAAUUAAGUAGAUUGUAUUUUCUGUAAUAGUAAAAAAAGCAAAAUUAUGUUAAAUAAAAAUCCAUAAUAAUAAUAAGAAUUUUAACUAUCGAAAUAAAUAAUUUUUGGAACCACAUUCAAGUAUAAAGAAUCAAUUUUUACUAAUCCUAUAGAUCCCUAAAUUUAAAAAAUAAAAAAUUAGCCCCAUUAAGAUGCUUUUCUUUAAACAACCGAAGAAUAAAAUUUAAAGAGAUUAAGAUUCAUUUGA